Messenger RNA from Linum tenue, 705 nucleotides. The record is from the annotation of a GenBank genome assembly. Lineage: Eukaryota; Viridiplantae; Streptophyta; Magnoliopsida; Malpighiales; Linaceae.
AUGAGAAGCAUGAAGGUGAAUGGGAUUGCUGUAGCCACCGCCGUGGUAGCCUGCAGCUGGUUGAGCUUCCUAGCUCCCACCUCCAACGCCCAAAACUUCGACUUCUUCUACUUGGUCAUGCAAUGGCCUCCGGCGUUCUGCAACCAACCCGGUGCCCGUUGCAAGCCCAGGAUUCCUCGGACGUUCACCAUUCAUGGGAUGUGGCCCCAGACCAACAGCGGUGGCAGCCCUCAAGACUGCCCUGGCGCAGUCCCGGACGUCCGAAGAAGCGGACAAGUGGACGAAGCUACGCUGGGGUUAAUGGACAGGCAGUGGCCGAACCUGAAACGUGUGCGGAGAGGAAAUGGCAACAGUCAAUUCUGGACUUACGAGUGGAACAAGCACGGCACCUGCUCCGGUUGGUCACUGCAGAGCUACUUCCGGGCCACAGUGGACAGGGCAUCCGGCGUCGACCUGCUGCGGGAGCUGCGAAGCAACGGCAUCCAGCCCGACAACCAGUUGUACGCGCGCAACAGAUUUCGGAACGCUUUGGGCCGUUACAGUGCCGUCAUCAGCUGCAACAACGUCAGGAGAAGGCGCACCAUCAGCAAGCAGAUCCAUGAGAUUUGGCUGUGCGUCCACAAAGAUGGCUCCCGCAUCUUCCCCUGCGCCCGUGGAACUCGCUUCAGAAACUGCGGCGGGGGAGCCAUCGUCUUCUCCUCUUGA